AGGAAAAAAAAAGAGUUAAUUUAUUUGAAUCAUUUCGGAUGGAUGAAUUCGGUUUUUGAUCUUGUUGUAAAUACCUGUUUUUUUCUGUGCGAAUUUUUCAAUAAUUUUAACCCUUUCAUCACACAGUAUUUUUCAUUUUAUUUUUUUUGUAUCUUUUUUAGAUUCUAGAUCAGUGAAAUACUGAUCAAGAUUUUUUGAUAGAUAUAUCAUCCAAACUCGAAACGAUUUCAGUGUUUUUUCUUUUCUUCUGCACCUUAAAAAAACGAAUAAUCAUCAUCAUUUUCAAAUCAUCACAAUGGACAUAAACAUUAUUCAACAACAACAACAACAACAACAUAAAGAUCAUCAUCAUCGUUCAAGACAACCAAAAUGUGCAAGAUGUCGUAAUCAUGGUGUUGUUUCUAAAUUAAAAGGACAUAAACGUUAUUGUCGUUAUAAGAAUUGUAAUUGUACAAAAUGUAAAUUGAUUGCCGAAAGACAACGUAUUAUGGCUGCACAGGUCGCCUUAAGAAGGCAACAACAAACACAAGAAGAACGAUUACGUUCACCAUCAUACAAUCCUGGUGAACUUGAAGAACCUGAUGAAUUGGAUCUCAAUGCAGUGUUAAAUUUACGACAACAACAACAACAACAACAAAAUCGAUUACGUGAAUCAAGUAUCGAUAACAAUAAUGGAAUCAAUCUGAUUACGACAGCAACCGCAACAACAACCGCAAAUACCGCAACACCAUCAUCAUCAUCAUUAUUAUUAUUACCGAAUUAUACGGAUCGAACUGAUAUCGAUAUAAUACGACGAUCAACAAUAUUAUCACCGCCAAUAAUAAAUCAUUCAUCACAAUCAUCAUCAUCAUCCUCAUCAUCAUCCACAUCAUCAUCAUCAUCUAGUUCAUAUAAGAAUUCAAAUAAUAAUAAUAAU
Messenger RNA from Dermatophagoides pteronyssinus (European house dust mite), 916 nucleotides. RefSeq lists its product as uncharacterized. Gene Ontology annotation, biological process: sex differentiation; regulation of transcription by RNA polymerase II. NCBI's taxonomy places the organism in Eukaryota, Metazoa, Arthropoda, Arachnida, Sarcoptiformes, Pyroglyphidae. Gene Ontology annotation, cellular component: nucleus. The record is from RefSeq and is a predicted model, not a curated record. Gene Ontology annotation, molecular function: DNA-binding transcription factor activity, RNA polymerase II-specific; RNA polymerase II cis-regulatory region sequence-specific DNA binding.